AUGGCAUCUACUUAUCCUGCACACCUCCAUCAUGCCGCAACCGGUUCUGCAAAGAAGCUGGCGGAUGAGCAUUCAGGGGAACAGCCGUUAAAGCUUUAUGCUGGAUGGUUCUUCCAGCGAACAUGGAUAGUCCUUGAGGAGAAAAAAAUCCCGUACCAGUACAUCGAAGUCAAUCCAUACGACAAACCGGCUUCGCUCUUAUCCCUCAACCCGCGAGGCCUGGUCCCUACGCUACACUGCCCGCAACCAGGUGGGCAGGCUGCCAAACCUCUCUACGAAUCAAACAUUAUCAACGAGUACCUCGACGAUGCUUAUCCAGACCAUACCCCACGGUUUUUACCCUCAGAUCCAUAUGAACGGGCUAGAGCGAAAAUCUGGAUUGAUUUUGCCUCGUCAAAAAUCGUGCCUGGCUUCCAUCGUUUUUUGCGAUGCCAAGACGAAGAGGGAAUUAGUAAAGCUCGUGCGGAGUUCCUGGGUUAUUUGAAAGAAUUCACACUCGCGAUGGAUGACGAAGGACCGUAUUUCUUGGGUAAGGGAUUCAUGAUGCCUGAUGUGGUGCUUGCUCCAUGGGCGAUGAGAUUAUGGUCUUUCGAACAGUUCAAAGGCGGGUUGGGAAUCCCAGACCCUGGUCAGGGAGGUCCCGACGAGGAGGUCUGGCAAAGAUGGAGGAGGUGGUUGGCUGCGGUGACGGGUAGAAGAUCCGUGCAGGAUGUCAUGAGUGACAGGGAGCACUACCUACCGAUUUACAAACGGUUUGCGGAUAAUCUUGCGUAG
This is a messenger RNA of Uncinocarpus reesii 1704, 774 nucleotides long. RefSeq lists its product as uncharacterized. The record is from RefSeq and is a predicted model, not a curated record. The transcript has 2 exons. Lineage: Eukaryota; Fungi; Ascomycota; Eurotiomycetes; Onygenales; Onygenaceae. Gene Ontology annotation, cellular component: cytoplasm. The coding region runs from base 1 to 774 and encodes 257 amino acids.